Messenger RNA from Rhipicephalus sanguineus (brown dog tick), 1083 nucleotides. RefSeq names its product procathepsin L. Gene Ontology annotation, biological process: immune response. Gene Ontology annotation, cellular component: lysosome. NCBI's taxonomy places the organism in Eukaryota, Metazoa, Arthropoda, Arachnida, Ixodida, Ixodidae. Gene Ontology annotation, molecular function: cysteine-type endopeptidase activity. The record is from RefSeq and is a predicted model, not a curated record. The coding region runs from base 26 to 1042 and encodes 338 amino acids. The transcript is spliced from 7 exons.
ACUCGAUUUAAUUAUUAAGUCAGUAAUGAGGAUUCUAAUGCCCACCGUGCUACUGGUCGCCAUGCUGAUGGCUGGCUUCGCCGCUCUUGACCAGGAGUACACAGAAGAACAGUGGGAAUAUUUCAAGUUGACUUACGGAAAAUUCUACCAUUCGAAAAUGGAGGAAGAGAAAAGGUUCGUUAUUUUCGCAAGAAACCUCCAGUUAAUCAUGGAGCACAACCAAAAAUACAACGAAGGAAAUGUCAGCUUCAAACUGGCUAUGAAUCGCUUCGCGGAUAUGUUACCAGCCGAACUCAGGCAAGCACCAGCAGUGUUACCUGGAAGAAGAUGGAGCUUAAAGAAGCUUUCAUGUCCAGAUGCACCGGUUCAACUGAAUGUCAGUGACUUGCCCGCGGAAGUGGACUGGAGAAAAGAGGGCGCUGUGACGCCGGUACCUGAUCAAGGGUCGUGUUUGUCGUCGUACGCGUUCAGUGCAAUUGGAGCUCUCGAAAGCCAAUGGUUCCGCAAAACUGGCAAGCUUCUCCCGCUUAGCGCUCAAAAUAUUGUGGACUGCGGAGCCAUGUUCCACAACAGAAACUGCGACGGAGGUUUUAUGGAUUCCGCUUAUGGUUAUAUUAAAGUCAAUGGUGGUAUAGACAGUGAAGAGAGCUACCCAUACGUGGGAACAAAAGCUGACUGCGCAUUUGAUCCAAGUGGAGUGGCUGCCACAGUGUCCAGCUUUGUGGACAUUAGCUCUGCAACGGAGACGACGCUGAUGACCAAAGUGGCUCUCGUGGGCCCGGUGUGCGCUUUUGUCGACAAUAGGCAGCCUACGUUCACCCUAUACUCUGAAGGAGUGUAUCACGAUUCUCGAUGCGCGAAGGACACUAUGUACCAAGCUGUACUGAUUGUUGGUUACGGAGCCACUAAAGACGGCGAGAAAUACUGGAUUGUGAGGAAUUCAUGGGGCACCAACUGGGGUCAAGAAGGCUACAUCCUCAUCAGAAGAGAUUCACAUAACGAAUGCGGAAUCGCUAGCUUCAUUACGUAUCCUGUCAUCUAACUCGUCGCACCUUGCUGUACAAAAUUUAAACUGAAUGACAA